This is a messenger RNA of Trichosurus vulpecula (common brushtail), 1611 nucleotides long. RefSeq names its product flavin-containing monooxygenase 5-like. Lineage: Eukaryota; Metazoa; Chordata; Mammalia; Diprotodontia; Phalangeridae. The record is from RefSeq and is a predicted model, not a curated record. The transcript has 8 exons. The coding region runs from base 1 to 1611 and encodes 536 amino acids. Gene Ontology annotation, molecular function: flavin adenine dinucleotide binding; N,N-dimethylaniline monooxygenase activity; NADP binding.
AUGGUAAAGAGAGUUGCAAUCAUUGGUGCUGGGUCCUGUGGCCUCCCUGCCAUUAAGUGUUGUCUGGAUGAGGGGCUUGAGCCCACCUGCUUUGAGCAGAACGAUGAUGUCGGAGGACUCUGGAAAUUUCAGGAUAAAUCUAUCGAGGGAAGGGCCAGCAUAUAUAAAUCUCUGACAAUUAACACAUCUAAGGAGAUGAUGGCCUUUAGUGAUUUCCCUGUCCCAGAAGAUUAUCCGAACUACAUGCACAAUAGCCAAGUAAUGGAUUACUUCCAGGCAUAUGCCACGAACUUUGGACUGCUGCCAUAUAUAUGUUUUAAGACCACUGUCCUCAGUGUGACAAAACAACCAGAUUUCUCUAUCACUGGUCAAUGGAAUGUCAUCACUGAGUCUUCUGGGGAGAAGGAAUCAUCUGUCUUCGAUGCUGUUUUGGUUUGCACUGGUCAUCAUGUUGAUCCUUACCUACCUCUGUCAUUUUUUCCAGGUAUAAGAAAAUUCAAAGGGCAAAUCUUGCACAGCUGGAAAUAUAAACAGCCUGAAAAUUUCAGAGACAAAAGAGUGGUUAUGAUUGGGCUGGGAAACUCUGGAGCAGAUAUCACUGUGGAUCUCAGCCAUGCCGUGAAAAAGAUUUUCCUCAGCACCAGGUCAGGAUCAUGGGUGCUCAGUCGUGUUGCGGAUAAUGGCUACCCAUUGGAUGUUACAUACUUUACUCGCUUCAAAAAUAUCAUCCGUCAUGUUACCCCCUUGUGCCUACUGAAUAGGUGGGGAGAAAAAAAACUGAAUGCGAGAUUCAACCAUGCAAACUAUGGCCUGAAGCCUUCCCACAGGUUCCUCAGUAAGUAUCCUAUCGUGGGUGAUGACCUUCCCAAUGCUAUCAUCUCUGGCCGGAUCGCUGUGAAGCCCAACGUGAAGGAGUUUACUGAAACCGCUGUGAUUUUUGAAGAUGGUACCAAGGAAGAUAAUAUUGAUGCUGUCAUCUUUGCAACGGGUUACUCCUUCUCUUUCCCAUUUCUCGAGGAAUCUGUCAUCAAAAUCAAGAACAACCACAUCUCCCUUUACAAACAUGUCUUCCCUCCAUUUCUGGAAAAGCCAACACUGGCUAUAAUUGGCCUUCUCCAGCCUCUGGGGGCCAUCAUGCCAAUUGCGGAGCUGCAGGUCCGAGGGGCUACUCGAGUCUUUAAGGGUUUGAUCAAACUCCCUCCUGAAGAUGUUAUGAUGGCUGAUGUUAUCCAAAAGAUAAAAGAAAAUGAGAAAAGGUAUGUGCCUAGUAAAAACAUCAACUUGCAAGUGGAAUAUAUCGAGUACAUGGAUGAAAUUUCCAGCUUCUGUGGAGUCAAGCCCAACGUGCUGUCGCUAUUCCUCAGAGAUCCAAAACUGGCUUGGGAAGUCUUCUUUGGUCCAUGUACACCAAUCCAAUUCCGCCUCGUGGGACCAGGGAAGUGGGAUCAAGCCCGGGAGGCUAUUCUAUCCCAGAGAAAAAGGAUCAUCAAAGCAACAAAGACCAGGGAUCCUCCUAACAACAUCAAGGAAAACCCUUGGUCUUUGGGCUUCCCGUUUUUGGGAACUCUGUGGUUCUUGGCAUUUUUCAUGGCAAUUUUUGUCUAUUUGUAA